This is a messenger RNA of Phialemonium atrogriseum, 2591 nucleotides long. RefSeq lists its product as uncharacterized. The transcript has a single exon. The record is from RefSeq and is a predicted model, not a curated record. The coding region runs from base 253 to 2133 and encodes 626 amino acids. Lineage: Eukaryota; Fungi; Ascomycota; Sordariomycetes; Cephalothecales; Cephalothecaceae.
CUUCCAAUUAAUAAUUAUUGCAGCCCUUGACCCCCUGAAUCCCUUCUUCGCACACGCGUACCAUAUAGUUCGGCAUCUCGUGAUAUUUCGGGCCAAGGGUUGUUGAUUAAUGUGUCUAUUCUUCCCUUGAUCCGGGUUCCUUCUUAUUCUUCCCCUUCGUUUGGCCGGUUUUUAGUUUAGCCCCAUAAACCCAUGUGAGGCGCUGACGUCCUCAACCUUCGGAAAGGUCGACUGAACCGAGCCACGAUCGCCAUGCCGAAGCAGUACGUUCUCUUCGGGCGACCGCUCCCGCCCAUCAGCUCGCGGCGUAUUCCUUGCCUUCUUGCGGGCCUUGCUGUCUUCGCCCUUGUCAGCCUUGUCUAUCUCGCACCAAGCGCCAUACCGACGGGUCCAAGCCUGUCCAUCGCCGACCACAAGUUCUCGAUACCCAAGUCCGUGAAGGGAAGUUGGGGCCACAUAAACCCAUUCAAGCCGCCGGCGCACCCCCCGGCCCGCCAAAAGAAUGACACGUACGGGGAGUCUUCGUGGUACGCCGACUGGAAGUGGCUUACCAUCCCCUUCUCCUCGUCCAUCACCCUCGACGAGAACCGUUCUCUGCUCCCCCAAUUGACGCCGCGACCGCCGAUCUACUGCUACUACGAUACGACGGUCGAGAGGGACAAGGAAAACGAGGAAGCAGAGAGCAAGCUGCUAUUGACAUGGCGGAAGGCCUGGUGGGCACACGGCUUCAAGCCCAUCAUUCUGAGUGCCGCCGAGGCCAUGAACAACCCCAUGUACGAGGAGCUGCAGCGGAUGGACUUCGACCCAGCCUUGAAGUCCGACAUUAUGCGAUGGCUCGCAUGGGAGAAUAUGGGUGGCGGGUUACUGGCUCAGUACCUGGUCUUUCCAAUGGGUCCUCCAGAUGAUCCGCUGCUCGCCUCCUUCCAGCGUGGGGAUUUCCCCCAGAUUACCCGCUACAAGGGCCUCGGUGACGGCCUGUUUGCCGGGCCCAAGGCCGAGCUCGCCUCUGCCAUCAAGCUGGCCCUGGCGACACCGGAUGGGAAGGCGGUCAAGGACUUCGUGUCCGCCCUGCCUCCUAAGGGCGAAGGCAGUGGUUCCGUCAAGGUGGACGAUACCCCAAAGUCGCUAGCGUUCUACAACGCCGCGACCAUCGAGAAGAAUUAUCCCAAAGUCGGGGAGGCGAUCAGCGCGUCUCGCGCGUCCGGCCUCGGCACCCUCAACCAGCUGAUCACGUCGCACCUGCACCUGACGUGGCAGAACACCUACUCGGACGGCAUCGCCGUGUUGAAACCCCUCCCUGAGCACUCGACGCACAUGAUCGCCCCGGCCUACGAGCUGGCCCAACGUCUGGCCCAGUGCCCCCAGUCGCCGCUCCCCUCCUCGUGUCCCCCGAACCGGCUUACGUGCUCCCCGUGCGUGUCUGCCCAGCCCAUGAAGAUCUCCACCCCAAACCGCUUCCAAAACAAAAGCUCGGUCUACGCCAUCGGCACAGUCCCGCACCCCUACACCACCGCCAUCCUGGCCAACCCCCGCCAGAACAUCGACGUCCGCUGGAUCCGCCGCGACUCGGACCGCGACGCCUGGGUUUCCGCCGUCACCAAGGAGAUCCUGGGCACGGGCGUGUCCGCGGGCCGCCGCGGGCUCAUCCUCAAGGAAGCCAUCGCCUCCGAGAUCGGCUCCGCCCGCUCCCUGUGGUUCAGCGCCGAGCGCGACCCCCCCAUCCCCGACGACGUCGACUGGCGGUUCGGCUUCGCCAUCCCGGCGGCCGGCGACGCCGACGACGGCAAGAGCGAGACCCCCGUCCCGGGCCCCGAGCGCCGCCCCCAGCCCCCGCCCCCCGACAAGGCCGACGGUCCCGUCCCCAGCCCGGACCAGCUUGCCGCCGAGCCCGAGCUGCUCAGGAGGGCGCGCGCCAUGGGCAAGACCAAGAAGCCCGCCGACCUCGUUGUGCGCGACGCCAUCGAGGCGUGGAACCUCGCCGACACGGAGGCGUGGCACUUCGCGAGGGCGUAUCUCGCCCGGUCGAGGGUCGAGAGGCUCAAGUGGGAGGAGGAGGAGGCCAAGUACGCCGGCGGCGCGGGCAUCGAGAAGGACCAGAGGAGUGGGUGGGGCAGGUGGCUCGAUGUAAGAUGAUAUAUGCUCAGUUGUGUUAAAAAAAUAAUGGCGUUUCAAAGUGGCAUUUAAUGGUUGGGCUUUUCUCAGAUCUAGCUAGAGAGGUGGUGGCAUCCUGAGUAUGAUGGAAUAGCAGCAUGCCUCGUCCGUUCGAUAAAGCUUUUCUUUUUUUUUAAAAAAAAACAAAAAACCACCUACUUAAUCUCCACGACAAAACCAGGGAUGUGGGAUGUCAGUGGGAAAUGCAUAACUUCUUUUGUGUUCUACAGAAAACAUACUCUACAUACUAAUCUUGUCUUGCCAAUGGAUACCUAGGCGUUAUCGUCCACCCAGCGAAGAUUCUUGUGUCUCCCAUGACCUGAUCCCGCCGUGUAAGGUAGUGUAGCAAAACUCGCAAGGAACAUGUUCGGUAGAAGUUGAAAUCAUCGCAAUAAUCAGCAAGCAUCCAUCCACCUCUCAACACCAAUUUUGUUUUUGUC